Maudiozyma barnettii is the source of this 1725-nucleotide messenger RNA. RefSeq names its product Aqr1p (gene AQR1). Bases 1 to 1725 code for a protein of 574 amino acids. Gene Ontology annotation, cellular component: membrane. Gene Ontology annotation, molecular function: transmembrane transporter activity. The transcript has a single exon. The record is from RefSeq and is a predicted model, not a curated record. NCBI's taxonomy places the organism in Eukaryota, Fungi, Ascomycota, Saccharomycetes, Saccharomycetales, Saccharomycetaceae. Gene Ontology annotation, biological process: transmembrane transport.
AUGACAGAUAUAUAUAGUUUGCAUACAGAAGAAGAAACAGGUUCUUCGAUAGAUGUAUCCGAUGCUAAAAAUUAUAUUGAAAAAGAUGAGAACGAUGUUAUAUCGUUGGAUCCAAAGGAUUUAGCAAAAGUUUAUUCUAAACAAAAUGGUACUUUGUCUCGUAUGACUACAAGAGAAAUUCAAGAAAAUGAUUCAAGUGAUAAUUCAGAUAUAGAAAAUUUUAAAGAUAAUAACGAUAGUAUUAGUACUAGUAGUGCGGCGCCUUAUACUUUAUUGAAUUAUAGUCAGAAAUGGGUAAUGGUAGCCAUAUUAACCAUGUGUGGGUUUUGGUCUUCCUUAGCUUCACCAAUUUAUUAUCCUGCUUUGAAACAAUUAGAAAAAGAAUUUAAUUUGAAUGAAGAUAAAGUCAACGUUACUGUUGUCGUAUAUCUAUUAUUCCAAGGUAUUGCUCCAACUUUUUCAGGUGGAUUGGCAGACGUUUAUGGUCGUAGACCAAUUAUAUUGGGUGGUAUGAUCAUAUACGUUGUAGCAUCAAUUGGUUUAGCUAAUGCUCCUUCUUAUGGUGUUAUUUGUUUCUUAAGAAUUAUUCAAAGUAUUGGUAUUUCUCCAACAAUUGCUAUUAGUUCGGGUGUUGUAGGUGAUUAUACUUUGAAACAUGAAAGAGGUACUUUCGUAGGUGCAACCUCUGGAUUUGUUCUGAUUGGUCAAGGUAUUGGUCCUCUAUUAGGUGCUGUUAUUGCCGCUAGAUGGGAUUGGAGAGCUAUCUUUUACUUUUUGGCAAUUGGUUGUGGUGUUUCAUUUAUUUGCGGUUUUAUUUGUUUACCAGAAACAAAGAGAACUUUAGUUGGUAAUCUUUCUAUUAAACCAAAACAUAUUUGGAGUAAAGCUCCGAUUACUCUUUUGCCCUCAGUACAAAAAAGAUUAAAAUACGAUAAUCCAGAUUUGGAAACCUUAGAUAAAAAUAUACCCUCAUUAGAUUUAAUUGGUGCCCUUAAAAUCACUGCACAACCUGAAAUUAUCUUGGCAUUAUUCCCAGCAGGUUUACAAUUUGCCAUGUGGACCCUAAUGUUAUCAUCUAUUUCAUCCGGUUUAAGUGUAGCUCCAUAUAAUUACAACUUACCAAUCAUUGGUGUAUGUUAUCUACCAGCUGGUAUUGGUGGGUUAUGUGGGUCUUUCUUAACAGGCAGAAUCAUUGAUUAUUAUUACAAGAAAGCAGUUACCAAAUUCGAACAAGAUAAAGCGGAUGGAACAAUCUCACAGGAUACCAAGUUCAAUACUUUCAAAGUACGUCUACUCUGUGUUAUACCCCAAAAUUUCCUUGCUGUGAUAUCUUUCUUAUUAUUCGGUUGGAGUAUCGAUAAAGGUUGGAAAAUUCCUGCUGCUUUGAUUACAUCAUUUGUUAGUUCAUAUUGUGCAAUGAGUACUCUAUCUACAAUGACUACUCUUUUGGUUGAUUUAUAUCCUGGGAAAUCGUCGACAGCUAGUAGUUGUUUCAAUUUUGUUAGAUGUUCAUUGAGUUCGAUUUUCAUGGGUUGUUUCGCUGAUAUGAAACAAUCAAUGACAGUAGGAGGCACUUUCAGUUUCCUAAUUGCUUUAUUAUUCUUAGCAAACGGUUUGACUUUCAUUCCAAUCAUGUAUGGGAUGAAAUGGAGGGACGAAAGAAUAUUGAAAGAAGAAAUGAAAGCACAAUUGAAAGCUGAAAAGGAUCUUGAACGUCUGGAUUAA